Linum trigynum is the source of this 288-nucleotide messenger RNA. NCBI's taxonomy places the organism in Eukaryota, Viridiplantae, Streptophyta, Magnoliopsida, Malpighiales, Linaceae. The record is from the annotation of a GenBank genome assembly.
AUGGACAAGUUGCACCAUCGUUCGAUGGAGCCUCUCCCCCGGAACUCGGUGUUGAAGUUGCACUUUCCACGUCCGUUUUACCCUAUUUUUUCUUUGAUCUGUUCGUUUUCAACUCACACGCUGAAGUUCUUGAGGAAUUGCACCAUUGGAUUAGAAGCUUGUGGGUCUGGAGCUUAUCAAGUGUUAAUCGGAGCCCGGUUCUACUCAGCGGCGUGUCACGAUGUCGUCGACGGAAGGCGGCGCCGGUACAACAAGGUGGACCAGGUCGAAGGGUCUAGUGGAUUGUGA